CACACAGCCUACUAGGGGCAACAUCAGGCUCACGGGGUCCGGGCACGCCAUGGGGCGGUUCAAGUAAGGGGUAGUCUGGGUGUGCAGCAGGGACAGUUCAGGACACGGGUGGUCGGUGCACACACCAGGGACAGUUCAGGACAUGGGUGGACGGUGCACACAACAGGGAUAGUUCAGGACACGGGUGGCCUGUGUGCACACCAGGGACAGUUCAGGGCACGGGUGGUCUGUGCGCACAGCAGGGACAGUUCAUACCAUGGGUGGUCUGUGCGCACAAUAGGGACAGUUCAGGGCACGGGUGGUCUGUGUGCACAACAGGGACAGUUCAUACCACGGGUGGUCUUUGCGCACAAAAGGGACAGUUUAGGACAAGAGUGGUCUGUGCGCACAAUAGGGGUAGUUCAUGGCUUCUAGGGACACUCACGAUAGGCGUCUUGCAGAUGCUCAGCAGCAGGCAGCUUUCAGGGAGGUAGGUGACUUGCGGAUGCUCAGCAGCAGGCAUCUUCCAAGGACAAAGCGGUCAGCAGGCAGGACGGCUUCCCAGGGGCCCAGCAAUCAGCAGACAGGGUGGCUUCCCAGGGCCCCCCAGCGAUCGACAGACAGGAUGGCUUCACAGGGCCCCCCCAGCGAUCGGCAGAUAGGACGGCUUCCCAGGGCCCCCAGCGAUCGGCAGACAGGA
Messenger RNA from Staurois parvus, 679 nucleotides. NCBI's taxonomy places the organism in Eukaryota, Metazoa, Chordata, Amphibia, Anura, Ranidae. The record is from the annotation of a GenBank genome assembly.